Selaginella moellendorffii is the source of this 2691-nucleotide messenger RNA. RefSeq names its product pentatricopeptide repeat-containing protein At3g09040, mitochondrial-like. The record is from RefSeq and is a predicted model, not a curated record. Bases 1 to 2691 code for a protein of 896 amino acids. NCBI's taxonomy places the organism in Eukaryota, Viridiplantae, Streptophyta, Lycopodiopsida, Selaginellales, Selaginellaceae. Gene Ontology annotation, molecular function: protein binding; RNA binding. The transcript has a single exon. Gene Ontology annotation, biological process: RNA modification.
AUGGAUAGCUCUUCUAAACAGGCUGCUGUUCUUCGCAGUCCCGAGAUUUCCAAGGAAGAAAGGAGCUCCUUCAAAUCGGCUCUUCUUGCGGGGCUGAAAUCGUGUGGGAGCUCCAAGAAUCUUGGCAAGGGGAAGAAGCUCCACGCGGAUGCGAUCGAGAGGGGCCAGGAAUCGGACGUAUACGUCGCGAAUACGCUCAUCAACAUGUACGCGCAGUGUGGCGCCAUGGCCAACGCGAGCAGGCUCUUCGAAGCGAUGGCUUAUCACACGGUGGUUUCGUGGAAUGUGUUGCUACUGGGCUAUGCUACCAACGGAGAGGAAGAACUCGCGCUGGAGCUCUUUGUAGGAAUGAGGCUUGAGGGGCUGCUUCCCGACGCUUUCACCUUUGUUGCCGGAUUGAAGGCCUGCGCCAAGCUGGGAAAGUCUCGAAGGAAUGCUGGUGCUCGAUCGAAGCUGGGGUUGAUCAAAGGGAGGGCUGUCCACUCGCAAGCUGCUAGCAGCGGUCUCGACACAAACAUUCUCGUGGCUUCCAACUUGGUGAGUAUGUACGCACAGUGUGGAAGUUUGCUUGAUGCUCGGCGGAUUUUUGACAGGAUGGAGACUAGUACUCGGCUGCUGGUUUGCUGGAAUGUUUUGAUGAAUGGAUACGCGGAGAAUCAACCAGAGGUGGCACUGGAGCUUUUCGGCCGCAUGGACUGUGAACCAAACGGGGUGACGUUUUGCGCUGCUCUGAAAGCUUGGACGAGUCUAGCUGCGAAGGAACAAGGAGAUUUGCUGGUCGAUGGAAGGAUUGUUAAGGUGGUGGCUUUGGCACAGGGGAAGGCUAUCCACGAACGAGCAGCGAACUCCGGUUUUGGAUCGGACACUUACGUUGCGAGCGCGUUGGUGAGUUUCUACGCUAGGUGUGGGAGCGUCGAGGAUGCGAAGGAAGUUUUUCGGGGGGGAUCAAGUCACACAGGUGUUUGGAACGCUAUGGUACGAGCCUACGUAGAAAAUGGACUGGAAGAACAGGCUCUGGAACUCUUCGAACGCAUGAUACCGCCACCCGACGCUGUGACUUUCUUGGCAGCUCUGAAAGCUUGUGCGAACUUGGCAACCAGAGACGACGUCGAUGACAAGCUCGGUAAAGUUUUGUCACUCGAAAAGGCCAGGGCCAUCGACUGCGAAUGUGAAAAACAGGGAUUCGAUCGAGAUGUUUACAUCUCGAGCGCGCUGGUGAAUGCUUUUGCGAGAUGUGGCAGCAUGGUUGAUGCCAAGAGAGUUUUCGACAGGUUUCCGGGGACUCAAACUCUAGUGACUUGGAACGUACUUCUUCUCGGCUACGCAGAGAACGAUGACGAAGAACGGGCUCUAAACUUAUUCGCUGGCUUGCUUCGAGACAACGAACACAGCACUACAGAAGAACUUACGUUUGUCGCGGUGCUGAAAGCUUGCAUAAAUCUGGCUCUGAAGGAGGUAUGUCCAGAAGGAAGGAAGAUCAAAGCAUCGUCACUUUCGAAAGGAAAGUCUGUCCACUCGCAAGCUACGCAGCGUGGAUUCGAGAGUGGAACUCUAGUCGGGAACACGCUGAUAGAUUUUUACAUGAAGUGCGGCACUCCGGUACGUGCAUGGCUCGUCUUCCAGGCGAUGGGAUCCUCAACAGCAGUGACUUGGACGAGUAUGAUACUAGGAUCCACCGAAAACGGGGACGCAGAGUUUGCGCUGGAUUUGUUCUUCUCGAUGGAGCAGUGCUGUGUUCCCGACGCGCAAGCCAUCGUAGCAGCGCUCAAGGCUUGCACUGGCCUGGCAGCAAGAGAAGAAGGCCGAGUUUUGGAAGGCAAGCUCGUCAAGACUAAGUCUCUGGAGAUCGGGAAGGCGAUUCACAUCAAGGCUGUGGAACUCGGCCACGAAUCAAACAGCUACGUCGCGAGCACGCUGGUGGACAUGUACGCAAAGUGUGGAAGCAUGGAGAACUCCCACGAGAUCUUCUACCGGAGUCAGCAGCAGCAGCGAUCGGUGGUGUCAUGGACGGCCCUCAUCUUUGGGUACGCGGAGAACGGCGAGGCCGCGCAAGCUCUGGAGGAGUUCUCGCGGAUGAGAACGGUGGAAGCUCUUCGUCCAAACGCUCAAACUCUAGCGACCGCGCUCAGCGCGUGCAGUAGCGCUGUGGCUCUGGAGCUGGGACGAGCCGUCCACGCCGAAGCCUGCCGAUUUGGACACGAUUGCGAGAGCAUCCUCGCGAACUGCCUCAUGGACAUGUACUCCAAGUGUGGAGAUCUCGCGGCGGCGCAGCGUGUGCUCGACUCGACCGAGUUUCCCGACUCGGUGGCAUGGAACACGGUCAUCGCGGGGUUUAGCCGAGUGGGCGAUUGGAAGAUGGCGUUUGAUCUCUUUGGGGAGAUGCUGGGCCGCGGGAUUCCACCCGUCGGCGCUACGUUUGUGUGCCUCCUCACGGCUUGCAGCCACGCCGGGCUCGUCGCCAAGGGAAUGGAGUUCUUCCAGGCAAUGCAAACCAAGUAUGGGGUGUCUCCACAGAUCGAGCACUGGACUUGCCUUGUGGAUCUCCUGUGCCGCGCGUACGAGCUGGAUCACGCCAUUGCGCUCGCGCGGAGCUUGCCUUGCGGGAAAGCAGACGAGUUCGUGUGGACGACGAUCGUUAACGCGUGCAAAAUGGCGGGGAAGCAUCACAAGUCUAAAUAUCAAAAUUUUUAG